Molecule: messenger RNA, 1133 nt
Organism: Aspergillus calidoustus
Lineage: Eukaryota; Fungi; Ascomycota; Eurotiomycetes; Eurotiales; Aspergillaceae
Source: the annotation of a GenBank genome assembly
AUGUCCGAGCUCGCACGCACGCUUCCAGCAUCCUGGUACUGUAGCCCGUCGCUCUAUCAGCUUGAAAGACGGGCUGUCUUUCUAAAGUCCUGGUACCUGCUCGGUCCUUUGACACGGUUCAUAACUGUUGGCGAGACUGUGAGCUAUGAGAUAGCUCAGCAGCCGAUUCUGGCCGUCAGGAGCUCUGGAGAGUCUGAUCUACCUGUGUCUGAAGAGAUUCAAGUAGUUUGCGCUGAUACUGAAACACCACUACGGCAUCAUGUUACGCCCACCGGACUCGUCUUCACAACUCUCUCCGAUGAUUCCCCGAGCUUCCAUGAGUACUUUCCAGAACUCGAGCCACUUCUUGAGCGGGUAGACUUUACCAAGCUUCCUUACAAGCGCAGCAUCAAGGUCGACGGCUACCAAGAAUGCCUCCACUGUCAAUACACUCACCCGUCAUUCUCAGUCUACUACCCACCGACCUUCUACCAAGUACACAACCACCGAAACUUCUCGCAGCACAUCGCUGACCCUAAGAAACCCGACGAUGGGCUCUUCCUCUUCUUCUUCCCGAUCUGCACCCUGAACGUCUACGGCGGCGGAAUGUCGUCUUUCCGCGUGUGCCCAACUGCAGACCCAAACGUCACCAGGAUGGAAUUCGAUUACUACCACAUGGAGACCGGGGAGAAAUUCGAGGAGUACUUCCGGUUUGUUCGCCAGGUCGCAAUGGAGGAUUAUGAGCUCUGCGAGAAGGCACAGGAGAAUUUGACAAAGGGCGUUUAUCGGGAGGGAAUCCUGAACCCGGAGAAGGAGAAUGGUGUUUCAUUCUACCAAGACCGGGUCUUCGAACUCGUAUGCCAGCAGCACGCAGAGGAUAGGGCCAAAAGACCCCCGACCAAGAUGAAACUCGAAAAACCUGAAACUGUUGGAAGCGUGCAGGCCGCCGCAUGACCAGGAUAAUCGCGUGGCAUGGCGCGGGGGACCAGGCUAGGGAUCAGAUCAGAGAUCAUAUUUGGAGUAACGUAGAUUCUUAUCACACGUUAGGGUGCAACAUCAAUACCCAUAUCAACUAAAUCGAGCAAUAAGAAUGGCCGGCUAUCUUUUCGAGUCUCAGCUCAUUGUCUAAAGUUGAGCAUCGUGGAAAAAUGCAC